CCGGCCCCUACUUUCCUGGCUCCCUGAACCAUGGGGCCUGCAGCAACUUCCCGCCCCCCCAGCUCCGGCUGCUGCUGCGCUGGGGAAGCACCUGGCCGGGGGCACACAGGCUGGAGAGCAGCAGGAGUUGGGAAAGUUGGAGCCCGGGGAGGAGGCGGUGCGUGCUUGGAUGCCACCCGCCGCCUCUGUUCCCCGCAGAUCGCCGGAGCCCUCCAGCAGGGGCAGUGGCAGUGGCAGCAGCUCACAUGCCUGGGAGCCGCAGAACCCAAGCACGCAUGCAGGAAUUCUCUUCACUGAAAAAGACUAAGAAGAAAACUCUUCAUACAGAAGAAUUCCAUUAUGGGGAAAAAAAGGGCUAAAGUUAAAAACUGUGAGAAGAGUGAACAACCAAAUCUGCCUCCAAAUAUUGAUGACUGGACAAAAGAACAAGUAAAAAAAUGGGUAACUGAAGAACUUAAGAUUGAUCAGAAAUAUGGUGAAAUCUUGUUUAGCCAAGAUGUGACAGGUUCAGCCUUGAAGCUGUUUACUAAAGAACAUCUUACAGCUAUAGGCAUAACGUAUGGCCCAGCUCUUCAAAUUCUGAAUGCACUGAAAUGUAAAUUGCUAGUUGAAAGCACAGCUCAGACAGUUAUACAAGAAGGUAGAGAAAAUACUUUUGAUGAAAAAUAUUUAAUGGAGAAGGAAGAUGGAGGAAGUGCAAAGCAAGACGAAAAGAAUAAAGGAAAAUCAAAGUCAGCAGAUGCCAGUGAGUCACAAGAACUUAGAGUAUCUGAAUGCACAGAGUCUGUGCUCACAGAUAGAACAGAAAACAAGUUAGGUGAAGCAAAAGAUAAAUCAAAGAAAUUACUGGAAAAUCAUCAACAUCUAACCAGACAAAACUGUUUGCCAUAUCCUUUUGAUGAGUUUCAUGAUAGUCGUCGUUAUAUACAGCACUAUAUUCUUAAUGUCCCUGAAACAGGGCCAUUGAAUCUCAUUGAGCCAGCACAUGAGUUCAAACUGUUCACAAACACAGAGAAUGCAACAGAAGAGGAUAUUAAGCUGAAAUUUAGUAAUGAAACCUUUAGAUUUGCUGAUGCAUGUAUGAAUUCCCGCACCAAUGGUACUAUUCAUUUUGGAAUAAGCAACAAGCCACAUGGGGAAAUUAUAGGAGUGAAACUAAGCAGUAAAGAGGAAUUUAUUGACUAUUUUAAUGAAAAAAUUGAAAAGUACUUUGAUCGAAGUUUUGUCUGUGUUGCAAAAGCCUGCAUUAGGGAACCCAGAUUUGUGGAAGUAUUAUUGCAAAAUAACACUCCAUCAAAUACAUUUGUCAUUGAAGUAGAUGUAGUUCCAAACCACUCUAUAUGUGAAACUAAAUUUUUCCAUAUAAAUAAUUACAAUUUUAAGACUAAAACUUGGGAACAAUCUUUAUUUAUACGGGAUGGACCCAGCUCUAAAAACAUUCUUAAUAAUCCAAAAGAACUCCAGUCAUUUAAGUCCAAGAUUACAUUUGCAGUAGAUCGUCGAAAAGCAGCAGAGGAAGAACACAGAGAAAAACGAAAGAAGAAAGAGAAUGAGGGUCGAAAGCUGAUUAGCCUACUCACAGGUAGCAAGGACUUGCUGGAUAAUUCCUAUUAUGACUGGUAUAUAUUAGUAACAAACAAGUGCCAUCCAUCUCAAACACAGCACUUAGACUUUUUGCAGGAAGUAAAAUGGUUUGCUGUACUGGAGUUUGAUUCUCAGUCAGAAAAUAUUGGGGUGGCCAAAAAAUACAGAGAAAAACGAGGUGCAAACCUUCAUUUUCCAAAUCAGUAUCAAAUGAAAGGGAAAUCAUUUUCUGAAAUAAUUGAAGAUCUGAAUCUCUAUCACCAGCCCAGCUGGAUUUUCUGCAAUGGCAGAUCAGACCUUAAUGAUGAAAAAUAUCAACCUUUAGAUCCCAGUUUGUGGCAAAAACAGAGGGCUGCUGAAGUCAGGAAAUUGAUUUCAUUUCUUUCACACCCAGAUGUACUGCAAAGAGGAAAGUUUCUAGUAGUGUUUCUUUUGCUCUCCGAAGUAGAAGAUCCAGGGGAUCCCCUUAUUGAAACAUUCUGCACAUUUUACCAAGAUCUGGAAGGGCUUGAAGACAUGCUCUGCAUUUGUAUUGGUGCACAAACAUUCCAACUAUGGAAAGAUCUUCUGCAAGCUAGAUUCAUUAGUCCAGAUGAACUUACUAAGAGAUGUGUUGCUAAUUUAAACCUUCCAACAGUGAACGGCACUAUCCUUAAAUUGAAAUCUGUGACACAGUCUUCUCAGAGGCUUUUACCAUGUAAUGGUUCUUCUACUAUUCUUCUAAAGAAGGAAGAAGACUUCAUGACAGCAUUGGAAAUACUUUGUGAAAAUGAAUGCAAAGACACAGAUAUAGAGAAGGAUAAAGUUCAAUUUUCUGAAUUCAGAAAAUCUCAAGAAGAGCAUUUUUACCGGGGUGGCAAAGUAACAUGGUGGAAUUUUUAUUUCUCUUCUGAAAACUAUUCUUCCCCCUUUAUCAAAAGGGACAGUUAUGAAAAACUUGAAGAGUUGAUUCAAUCUUCAUCUCAUUCCUCUACACAAAAACCAUCAAAAGUUAUCAAUCUUUAUCACUCUCCAGGCUGUGGUGGAACUACCUUAGCUAUGCAUGUUCUCUGGGAGCUAAAGAAGAAAUUCAGAUGUGCUGUUCUGAAAAAUAAAACUGUUGAUUUUGCAGAAAUCGGAACACAGCUGACAACUUUAAUCACCUACGGCGCAACCAACCAAGAAGAUUACUUGCCAGUAUUACUUCUUGUAGAUCAUUUUGAAGAGCAAGAAAAUGUCUACCUUCUGGAGCAUGAAAUUCAGUCAGCGAUAGCAAGAAAAUGCAUUAGCUAUGAAAACCCUCUAGUGAUCAUCAUAAAUUGUAUGAGAUCCCAGAAUCCUGUGGAAAGCUCAAAGUGCAGUCAAUCAGACAGCAUUAAUCUAAAAUGUCAACUUUCUUUCAAAGAGCAACGGGCUUUUGAGAAGAAACUGGAAGAUAUUAAACAGCAGCAUCAGCAUCCUGAAGAUUUCUAUUCAUUUAUGAUUAUGAAAGAGCAAUUUAAUCCAGAAUAUAUAAAAAAUGUGGUCAAGAACACACUGAAAGGUUUGGACAUUUACAGCAAACAAGGACAACUUAUUUCCUUCCUGGCAAUAUUAAACUCUUACGUUACAGAGUCCACUGUGUCAGUAUCGCAAUGUGAAGAUUUCUUAGGAAUAAUUAGCAAAUAUUGGGGUAAAGAAAGUUUAGAAGACAAGAUGGGAAUUUGUUCUAAUAUUCUAAUACAGAGUCAGGUGCAAGAAUAUGGAACAUACAAAGGAGUGCGUAUCAUUCACCCACUGAUCGCUAAUUGCUGUCUGGAAGAAUUUAACCUAACCUAUAGGUUAACUAAAAGUGCAAUAACAUUGCAAUUGUUAAAACAGAAUUUAUUUUAUGAUACUGGCUUAGGAAGAAAAAAACUUCUAGAUGAUGUGCAAAGUAUGCUACUUACCAGACAACGUAAAGAACAUGGAGAUGACACAGACACCUUGUUUUCCCCAUUAAUUGAAAAAAUUCAGAAGGAAGAAGGUAGUGCUGAAGUUGAAAGUGUGUUAUGUGAAGGAGCCAUUCGAUUUAGCCAAAACCCGUUCAUUUGCCAAGCCUUAGCAAGACACUACUACAUUAUAGACAAGAAUUUUGUCUCUGCACUGGAGUGGGCCAAAAAAGCCAAAAAGAGAGCCCCUAACAAUUCAUAUAUAUCAGAUACUUUAGGCCAAGUCUUUAAAAGUCAGGUAAAAAAUUGGGUGGAUGAAAAUGCAAAAAGGAAGGUCAUAACUGCUGAAGACUUGAAACAUUUGCUAGAGCUUGCUAAGUGUGCUUCAGAGGCUUUUAAAGAAUCUCAGCAACAGAAUGAAAGUACAGACAAUGUAAAAGAAGCUUUGCAGCUCCAAAAGUCUAAAAGGAGGUAUGAUACUUAUAAUACAGCUGGUUAUCUGGGGGAGAUAGAAACUGGUCUGUACACUAUAGAUAUUCUUGGGUGUACUCCUCUUUUCAACAAAAAAAAUCCAUUGUCCCAAGAAGAUAUGCUACAAUAUUUGUCAGGAAAGCAUGCCAUCCCAACUGCAACUAGUGACACUGAAAGUGAAGAAUAUAAAUUUGCACUUGACCAUUACCAUCAUUAUUUAUCUAAUUUGCGCUCAAGUUUGAAAGAGGCAUUUAACUUUUUUGAGAACUACUUUGUCCUUCUGAAAACAAAAAAUAUUGAGAAAGAAAGUGUGGAGUUCAAAAUACGUAAGAAGGUUCGAGAAUGUUUCAACAAAUAUGCAGAAAUAUUUUGCCACUUGGAUCCUGAGAUAUCGGGGGACAAUCCAAUGAGCUCAAAACUCAGUUUGCCUCGGCAGGAGGAUCACUGCAGGAGAAGUUUGGAGGCUUUGAAAGCAGACAGGUUUUCUGGGCUUUUGGAGUAUCUCAACAGUCAUGAAAAAGCUGAAAGCAAAGUGGAAGACAUAGUGAAUAAAUAUACAUUUUUGAUUGAAAAAUGCACACCCGGACCCCUAUGGAGGGAGAAGCAGAAUUUCAUUUUGGCAAACAUUGUUCUCAGUUGUAUUAAACCUAAAUCCAGAAAGAUAUGUGCUCUUCAUGAAUUGAAAGCACAGCUUAGAAAAAUCCUACAGCAAGUAGGUCUAGAGCAUCGAUUUUCAGAACCUUACUUCUUAGCCUCUUUACUGUUCUGGCCAGAGAAUCAAAAAGAAUUAGAUCAGGAUUCCAGACAAAUGGAAAAGUAUGUCAUAUCAUUGAAGAAGUCUUUUAGAGGACAAUACAAACAAAUGUGUCGUUCCAAACAGCCUAUUGCUCAUUUCUAUCUUGGGAGUAGUAGAGGUCUGAAUAGGCUUGUUCACAAAGGAAAAAUAGAUCAGUUUUUCAGUGAACUUCAAGUACAUGAAUUGCAUUCCCUGUGGCAGAAAGGAUGCAUAUGGGAAGAAAAGGAUGUCCAAAAUCUAUUGCUUCGUCUAGAUGGCAAGGUCGAAAAUGAUCUUGUCUAUGUGGACUAUGGAAUUGAUGAAAAAAUCAGUAUACCAGUGCGACCUGCUUUCUUAGGCUGGCUCAGAAGUGGCAAAAGCAUAGAAAGAGUGUCUUUCUAUCUGGGAUUUUCCAUGGAUGGUCCAAUAGCAUAUGACAUAAAAAUGAUUUAAGAGUUUGAAUAAUUAAAGUAUUAUAUGCUCCACUUCUACAUCCAUGGAGCCUUUUACAUACAUUUUUUUUCAGCCUUAACCCUUCUUUAUUCUCCGUAGUUUCAGAAGGCAGCAUCUGGGUUUCUGUGCAAUUCCCUCUUCUCUUCAGCCUCUUCAUAUUCAGUGCAGAGCUCUCUAACUCCUCUCCUGCUUUUCCAGAUAUGAGCACUGUGGUAUGAUAUGCAGACAUGCUAAUGCAAAGCAAGAUUCUUGAAUGCCUGAGGUGAAGAAAGAUAUUAUUCAGCUUGGAAAGAACUUUGCACACAAAAUGACCCCAGCAUGGUUUGGUUUUAAAAUGCUAUGAUGGCUAUAAAGCCCUAUCACCUUCUGCUAUAUGCACUCCCUCCGAUGCUCCCAGCUGUUUUGUUUAUUUUUACUAUUUUCCUAAAAACAUUAGUUCACCAAGCUGAUACUCCUAUAUACUUUGAACGUACACAGAACAUUGAUCAAUUACGGUCUGAUUCUCCAUUGCCUUUAGAUUAUAUAGUGAUUUACCUUGUAUGUUGUGGGUGUGAAAUGCUACCAAAUCAAAUAGUAGCAUUUUACACAAACUUUGCACAAGAGUAAAUAACUAUACAAGGUGUAAGGCAGGGGCGAUCAGGCCUUCAGGUAGCUAUGAAAAUAACCUUUUGAUCUACAGCAAAAUAGAUCUAUAACAGCUAUAUUCUGACGUACUCAUAUUUUAGAUAAACAAUAAUUGUAAUAUAUUUACUGCAGGAGAAAGCAAGCAUUCCUGUUCCUCUUCCCCUGAGCUAUUUGGAAAUAAAGAUGGGCCUAGGGUACAAAGCAAAGAUGCAAGUAUUUUCUGUUUUGACUUACAAGGCACUGAACAAAAGAACAUCCCUAUUUCUGGCCCAUUUUAAAUUGAUCUGAGUUAAAAAUUUCAAAAGUCCCUAAGUCACAUUUUCAAAAGGGACUUAGGCACUUAGGAGUUUGAAAACAGAACUUAAGCUCCUAAGUCACUUAAGAAAUUUUACCCCUUGUCACAUAUGCUUCUAGGUCUACAGGUUUACCUCCUCUGGUGUUUUUUCCAUAUUAGGGGCAUUUGUUUCUUUCCAGUUGUUUGUUCCUUUUUAACACUGAUCCCUGUUGUCUUCCAUGGGAGAAACAACUGAAUGCAUAUGCAGGAAACUGCCAUUUCAUAUCCUAGGGUUGUAUUAUAAAUUUUCCACAAAGAAAAGUGCACUAGUCCGAAAUAUCAAAGCAGUAUGUUAUUUCAGUCUGAGGAUUCUCCACAGUUAUACUUCUACACUGUGUGAAUAUGAUUAUCAGACUUUAAAUUUAUUAAGUUAGUAAACAUUUACAUAAAUUUUCUUUCAAAGUUACUUUAAAACUCUGGAUGUGUCAGUAACAUAGGAUGUACCACAAAUAAGGCCCAAUCCAGCUAUGGGAUUUCAAUAUGACUAAUCACCUGAGUAAAG
Chelonoidis abingdonii (Abingdon island giant tortoise) is the source of this 6632-nucleotide messenger RNA. The record is from RefSeq and is a predicted model, not a curated record. Lineage: Eukaryota; Metazoa; Chordata; Testudines; Testudinidae.